Messenger RNA from Funneliformis caledonium, 708 nucleotides. The record is from the annotation of a GenBank genome assembly. NCBI's taxonomy places the organism in Eukaryota, Fungi, Glomeromycota, Glomeromycetes, Glomerales, Glomeraceae.
AUGACAAGUUCUGAAUGGCAUAGGUAUUUUGACGACUAUGAUGCUAGUAAUUGGAACGAUCCAAAAAAACUACGCUAUCAAAAGGCAAAUGACGUUGUCACAAAAAGUCUACUGUCUCUUAUUAACGAUUGUGAAGAUGACGUGAAGAAUCAGGCAGCUGCAAAACUUCUAGCAAACAAGGCAAGUAUGGCAACAAUUGUUAAUGCUAGGAGAAAUCAACUGUUUGCUGAUCCUCUGAAUGCCUUUUUGGAUGCAUGGCUUUGUCGCGAUGUCGAUAUGCAAUAUAAGAAUCUCGAGCAAUUAGCGCAUACAAAAUUAAAUUGCGAACAGAUUGAUAAUGUUACAAGAUUCUCAUCCGCUUUGACUGGUGCUGCAGUAAAGAACUUAAGCAACGUUAUACCAGAGUUGACAUCAGUCAUACCGAGUAAACGACCUCUUGAAUCUCUUAAUUCAGAAAUAGCGUCAACAGGACAAGAAAUACCAGAGGGAGCACGAACACCACCACCCAUAUCUCCUCCGAAUAAAGAAGAUUCAAAAAGGAUUCAGCCGAAAAGACAGUCCACCGAAUCAAAUGACUUUGACGAUAGCGAGAUCGAAGAUGCACAAGAAUAUAAGCAAGAUGGGUCUCGCACGCCUCCAACCAUUGCAACUCCUCCAACUUUCACGACUCUGAGUAUAAGACGUACUAAGAAUUUGAUUAAUGAAUAA